This is a messenger RNA of Babesia bovis T2Bo, 1475 nucleotides long. Its product is annotated as eIF-4A-like DEAD family RNA helicase family protein. NCBI's taxonomy places the organism in Eukaryota, Apicomplexa, Aconoidasida, Piroplasmida, Babesiidae. Bases 75 to 1457 code for a protein of 460 amino acids. The transcript is spliced from 2 exons. The record is from RefSeq and is a predicted model, not a curated record. Gene Ontology annotation, molecular function: ATP binding; RNA binding; RNA helicase activity.
CCAAAGGCCGGGGACUAUUCUCUAAGUUCUUUCAUUAGGUGUUUUUGGAAUAUCUAUUUCAUUUGGGCUCGAAGAUGGCGAAGGGUAAGACUCCCGUCCCAGCGGAGGACUUGGUAGAUUACGAGGAGCAGGAGGCAGGCCAGGUAACUUCUCACAAUGUCAUUAAGUCCGGUGCUUCAUCUAAGGUUGGCCGUGAAGAUGGUACUAUGGGUCGUGGUAGUUACGUCGCUAUCCACGCUAGUGGAUUUCGUGACUUUUUCCUGAAGCCGGAGAUUUUACGUGCUAUAGGUGACGCUGGUUUUGAGCAUCCUUCUGAGGUGCAACACGAGACAAUUCCUCAUGCCAUUACUGGUGUUGACAUUUUAUGUCAGGCUAAGUCUGGUAUGGGUAAGACAGCUGUAUUUGUAUUGUCUGUUCUUCAGCAGCUUGACGUGCAGGAGGACGGUACUCUUGCCGGUGGUGUUAAGCGUGAUGCUGGUGGUGAGGCUGUUGCUCCUUCUGCUGACCGUGUUGCUUGUUUAGGCAUAAGUCACACUCGUGAGCUUGCUUAUCAGAUUAAGAACGAGUUUGACCGUUUUUCAAAGUACAUGAACGGUGUUCGUUGUGAGGUGGUUUAUGGCGGUGUUCCUAUAUCUCGUGACAUUGAGAUGUUGAAGGACCCUGAGAAGUGUCCUCACAUUCUCGUUGGCACUCCUGGUCGUUUAUUAGCUCUUAUUAAGGGUAAGCACCUUAAUAUGGAUGGCAUUCGUCAUUUUGUCCUUGAUGAAUGUGACAAGUGUCUUGAGAAGCUUGACAUGCGUGCUGAUGUACAAUCUAUAUUUAUGUCAACUCCUAAGAAGAAGCAGGUGAUGUUUUUCUCUGCCACUAUGAACAAUGACGUCCGUGACGUUUGCAAGCGUUUCGUACGAUCUCCUGUUGAGGUAUUUGUUGACGACGAGUCUAAGCUUACUUUACAUGGUCUCCUUCAGUAUUACGUCAAGCUUUCUGAGAGCGACAAGAAUCGCAAGCUUAAUGAUCUUCUUGACAACCUUGAGUUUAACCAGGUGAUUAUUUUCGUGAAAUCAGUGUCUCGGGCUCAAACUCUGGACAACUUACUUAAUGAGUGCAACUUUCCUUCGAUUGCUAUUCAUGCUGGUCUUGACCAGGAUGAGCGUAUUGCUCGUUACACUCAGUUCAAGAACUUUGACAAGCGUAUAAUGGUUUCGACUGAUUUAUUCGGUCGUGGCAUUGAUGUAGAGCGCGUCAACAUUGUGAUAAACUACGACAUGCCUGAUUCUACUGACUCUUAUCUUCAUCGUGUGGGUCGUGCUGGUCGUUUUGGUACCAAGGGUUUGGCCAUCACCUUCGUUGCUACGGAGGCUGAUUCCACUGCUUUAGCAGAUGUGCAAAAGAGGUUCGAGGUGGACAUCCCAGAGAUGCCGGAGUCAAUUGACACUUCCCUCUAUUUGAAUCAAUAAAAACUGGAUUAUCAAUAA